GCUGUUUGCGCCAAUGGGGCGCCGCCUCCCUUUAAAUCGACGGCCCGUGUCAAUCACCACCCCCUCCGGCAGCCUCCCUUCCAUCGCCAUAUUGGGCCAGUGGGGGGGAAAGAGGCUCGUCCUGCCCCCGCCCCUCGCGGCUUCCCCGCCUUGUUUUUCUCCUUCCGACGAGCUUUGACAUCGGGCGCGGCGGGGCAGGAGCCCCCGCUCUCCUCUUCGGGUUCGCGCUUCUUCUUCUGCCUUUGGCGGGUGCGGAGGGAGGGCUGGUCCCGUCCCGGUCCCCGGCUUAUGCGCGGCGCCCUGGGAGCGCCCCCGGGCCGCGGCGAUGUCGACGGCGCGCGUCUCGAGCGGGAGCCCGACGCUGGAGCGGAUGGAGGCGCGGCAGGCGGAGGGGGCGCCCAAGCCCUCGGCCUGCCGGAGCCUCUUCGGCCCCGUGGACCACGCCGAGCUGGCCCGCGAGCUGCGCAGGCACCGCCGAGAGGCCGAGGAGGCCGCCCGCCGCCGCUGGGAGUUUGACUUCCUCCGCGAGCAGCCCCUCCGAGGGCCCGGAGCGCGCUUCGAGUGGCGCGCCCUCCGCAAGGACGCCCUGCCCGACUUCUACAGCCGCCCUCCGCGGCUCUCCCGGCGGUGGGGCAGCGGGGCAGGCCCUGGGGACAGCCCUCCCGCCGCGGGGAAGUGGCGGCCGCAGUGGCGACGGACCCGGGGACUCUCCGCCGAGGAGGAGGACGGGGACGAGGAGGAGGCGACACAGGCGGAUGGAGAAGGCCCGCCCAGUUCGAGGAAGCGGCCCGUCUCGGACGAUUCAUGCCUGCCAAACAAAAGAGCCAACAUGACAGAAGAGGCAAUUUCAGAGGGCUCUCCCAGUGCCAGCUCAGUGGAACAAACGCCCAAGAAAUCAAGCCCAAGGCAUCGUCAAACGUAAAUUGCUCAUGAGAAUAAAGAACAUUUGUUUCCUUGUUCUUUGGAGGCAUUGGGUUCAUGAAGCAAGGAAGAUGCAGAGUUUAUAUAUGAAAGAAAAAAAGUAUCACUGCUUCUCCAUGGAAUGGGGAACUUAUAAAAGCACUGAAAGAAAUCUGUCUUUGAAUAACACUAAAGUCAGGCACUCUUAAAAGAUCUGCCUCUCAAAGCAUUGGAUGUAGCAUUCUGCAAUUAGGUUUUUCCUCAUUUGCUUCAUUGUACUACCUGUGUAUAUAGUUUUUACAUUAUGUAGCACAUAAACCUGUAUCUCCCCCUCUCAUCUUUUUGUUGCUUUGUUUUGGGGAGGGGGUGGAGGUCAUAAAAGGCGAUAGGUUCAACAUUUGUUUCCAAAACCCAGCAGGCGAAGAGUUGCAUGGAGAAUAUGUAUUUCUUAAAAAUGUCUUAUCCCAUUUAAUGGAGUCCAAGAAAAACAACAUGUUAACACUGGCUACAGCAGAUUGAGGUAAUUUGCUGGAGAAUUUUCUAGCAAUCCGUAUUUUUGCUGAAUUCCAUUAAAAUGAAUGAUAUAUGUAGAAAAGCAGAUUCAUUUUAUGGGACCUUAUGCAAGAGGGCGAUUGUGUCCUAAAUGUUUUUGAGGAACUUUGUUUCCAUUAUGUAGCAGCAUAAAGGUCUCCCUACUUGCAACCCUUUACAUGUUCUUUCCUGAUAAUUUUGGUAUCUCUGUUACUUUAGAUAUUUUUUAAAAAAUAAUUUAAAAUCCCUGCUCUGGAUAGAAUGGAGAAGAACAGGAAAACUCUGAACUUCAGCUUCUCUUCAUCUCACUCACUUCUCUGAUGUUCGCGGGUGGGCAAAGAAAGGAAAACUACAUCUUUCAACAGUAUUUUUUUAUAAUGCCUUUUUUUAAAAAAAAAAUAAAAAUUUGAAAUGUACCUGUGUACAUAACUUUGUAAAAACACUGAAAAAUUAUACUAACUUAUUUAUGUUAAAAAGUUUUUUUAAUCUAGAAUAUGUUCUCCCAUAAAGCCAAAGUGGCAUACGGUUUUUGUGCAUUUGUAAAUGCUCUCCUUGGUAGGGGUUUUUAGAUUUUAUUGGGGGGAGGGGUUGUUUUGUAAUUAAUAUGGCUGUGCUUAAAUGAUUGCAGACUGAGCCAAUUUAAUUUUUGUGUGUGAAGACAUUUGCCAAUUGAUAUUGUUCCACAUCAAGCAAUCAAUAAAUAAAUAAAACUGCCAUAUAUAAAUAAAGAAAUAUCUAUCU
Anolis carolinensis (green anole) is the source of this 2172-nucleotide messenger RNA. It is a transcript of the gene cdkn1b, whose product is annotated as cyclin dependent kinase inhibitor 1B. Lineage: Eukaryota; Metazoa; Chordata; Lepidosauria; Squamata; Anolidae. The record is from RefSeq and is a predicted model, not a curated record. Gene Ontology annotation, molecular function: protein-folding chaperone binding; cyclin-dependent protein serine/threonine kinase inhibitor activity. Bases 326 to 922 code for a protein of 198 amino acids. Gene Ontology annotation, cellular component: nucleus; cytoplasm. Gene Ontology annotation, biological process: negative regulation of mitotic cell cycle; negative regulation of cell population proliferation; G1/S transition of mitotic cell cycle. The transcript is spliced from 3 exons.